AUGUUGCCUGAAACAUUUGAUCUCCAAACUCUUCGCGCAGCGUACGCGGGUGGCAAAUGUACACCGACGGCGCUCAUCACAGCCCUCUACCCACGGCUCGUUGCGGCUGGUGACAUAUUUCUGUAUUUACCGCCGCUUGAUGAGCUUCUCAAGCGGUGCUCCGAGCUGGAAUCCCAGCCAGAGGCUGAGCGUGGUAGCUUGUGGGGAGUACCAUUCGGCAUCAAGGACAAUGUCGACAUUGUUGGCAUGCCCACAACCGCAGCUUGCCCAGCUUUCAGCUACAUGCCCGAGAAAAACGGCCCGGCGAUAGCGGCUCUCCUCGAGUCAGGUGCCAUUGGUGUGGGCAAAACCAACAUGGACCAGUUCGCAGCCGGGCUCGUGGGCACCCGCACUCCCUCCGCCACCUGCCCCCGCAGCCCCUUCGAUAGCCGCUUCAUCAGCGGGGGCUCCAGCAGCGGCAGCGCAGCGGCGGUGGGCAGCGGACUGCUCACCUUUGCACUGGGAACCGAUACCGCCGGAUCGGGCCGUGUGCCUGCGGGGCUGUGCGGCUGCGUGGGGGUAAAACCCACAGUGGGUAGCGUGUCGACAGUCGGUGUGGUUCCCGCAUGCGCCUCCCUGGACUGCCUGACUGUGUUCACAUGCAAUGUGGCGGAUGGGGUGGAGGUGAUGAGGGUGAUGAAGUCGGGAUGUGCGGGACCAGGGGACGUGUGGAGACGGCCUCCACCAUCAUCGCACACACCGUCACCAAUCACAGCACCAGCAGCAGCAGUAGGGGCAGAGGAGCCGGAGGGUUUCCGAUUUGGGGUCCCCUCCCCGGAGCAGCUGGACUGGUCGGGGCCAGGUGGCGCAGCGCUGGCUGCCGCCUGUGCCGCCCAGUUCGAAGCCGCCAUCGCUCGACUAGAAGCCGCCGGCGGGCGUCGAGUGGAGGUGGAUUUUGCACCGCUGAUGGCUGUAGCGGCUAUGCUGUACGGCACUUCCUUUGUGGCGGAGCGCUACAGUGGCAUCCGUGCUUUCCUGGAGAAGGGCCAGCCCUUUGUGGCGGCAACGGCGGCUGAGAAGACUCCAGGGGAGCGCCAGGCCGCGGUGGCUUCAGACGAGCGGCUGUUGCCCGUUACGCGCCACAUCAUCGCUGGGUCCGGAAAGUUCACCGCUGCGGAUGUGUACGACCACCUAGCGCAAAUGGCCGUGCUCCGCGCGCGUGCCUUGGACGAGCUGUCUCGCGUUGACGUACUGCUCGUUCCAACGGCCCUAACGCAUUGGACUGUUGCGGAGGUCGUGGAGGAGGAGUGUGCUGAACCCCCCACUUGGAGCCGUAACGCCAAGCUGGGUCGCUUCACCAAUUUCGUCAACCUAUUGGACAUGUGCGGAAUGUCCGUACCGUCUGGGCUUGUGUCGUACGACGCGGCGGUGCUCUCGGAGGACGCCUCCGAAGCCGAGCGGAGCCGAGCGGCUCACCUCGCAGCCACCGGCCCGACCUCCGUCACUUUGCCUUUCGGCGUUACCCUGCUUACACGCGCCUGGCGGGACGAAUGGUUGUGGAGUUUGGCGGCAAAGAUGGAGGCGCUGGCUGGACUCAAGUGCGGACCCGCGGGUCACGGAGUCACGCCGCCGGAGGUGGAAGUAGUCAUUCAAUAA
Molecule: messenger RNA, 1635 nt
Organism: Volvox carteri f. nagariensis
Lineage: Eukaryota; Viridiplantae; Chlorophyta; Chlorophyceae; Chlamydomonadales; Volvocaceae
Exons: 6
Coding region: 1-1635 (544 amino acids)
Molecular function (GO): catalytic activity
Source: RefSeq, a predicted model, not a curated record